Dromiciops gliroides (monito del monte) is the source of this 3467-nucleotide messenger RNA. It is a transcript of the gene CORIN, whose product is annotated as corin, serine peptidase. Lineage: Eukaryota; Metazoa; Chordata; Mammalia; Microbiotheria; Microbiotheriidae. Gene Ontology annotation, molecular function: serine-type endopeptidase activity; protein binding. The record is from RefSeq and is a predicted model, not a curated record. Gene Ontology annotation, cellular component: membrane. Gene Ontology annotation, biological process: regulation of blood pressure; acrosome reaction; peptide hormone processing.
AUGUUCUCCAUGAAACAGUUCCCUCCCCUACCUCCAGAAGAGCGCUACCCCCAAAUCCUGGGCCAGCCUGAGCGGGUCUUGGGAGUGGACGAAGAUAGCAUGGGUGGCGGCUGUUCUCAGAAGUUGGCAUCGGCCAAAUACCUUCGUCUUUUGUUGCUGGUAUUGAUCCCAUGUAUCUGUGCCCUCAUUCUCUUAUUGGUGAUCCUGCUUACCUUUGUAGGUUCAUUUGAAAAAAAAUAUUUUAGCGUAAAUGAGAGUGACUUGCUGGCCACUGAUGAUGGCAUCCAAAUAGCAGAUGUUCUUCCUACUACUAUGAUUCACAAUGGUUCCACUGGGAUGUCUACACCGAAUCCUAGCCAGCAGACUCUAGCUUCCUGGACCACAUAUCCUUCUUCCCAAGGAGACCAAAUGAACAAAAACAUAAGUGAGUCAGAAGAUUUGUCAUCAGAGAAACCUUUUACUUCUAUAACACCUAUUGAUGAUAUUUUAAGUUUGGCAUCUGAUAGUGAUAAAUCACAACCACUUCCUAGUACAACAGAAGAAUCUAUUUGGUCACUCCAGUCAACCAGCAAGUUACCAGAUUGGAUUCCCUCUUCAACAUUAAGUCCUACCUGGUCAACUGUUAUAUCAGAAAUGGAUAUGAAAAAAGGUGCUUGUGUAAAUAUUGUUAAUAGCCAGUGUCAAAUGUUGCCUUACAACCACACCACUUUGACAUCUAUUCUUUCCAUUGUGAAAAGAAUUGAAUUGGAAAAGUUCCUGAAGUUCUUCAGUUAUCUCAACCGCCUCAGCUGCUAUCAGCACAUCAUGCUGUUUGGCUGUAGCAUUGCUUUCCCUGAGUGCAUCAGCGAUGGUGAUGACAGUCAUGGACUCCUGCCCUGUAGGUCUUUUUGUGAAACUGCAAAAGAAGGCUGUGAACCAGUCCUGGGAAUGGUGAAUUCUUCCUGGCCUGAGUUCCUCAAAUGCUCACAGUUCAGAAACCACAGCGAAAGUGACAUCGGGAGGGUCUGCUUCUCCCCGCAGCAGGAAAGAGCAAAACAAUUGCUGUGUGGAGGAGGUGAGAGCUUUCUGUGCACCAGCGGAGUCUGCAUUCCCAGAAAGCUGCAGUGCAAUGGCUUCAACGAUUGUGAUGACUGGAGCGACGAGAGGCACUGCAAUUGUAGUGAAGAUCUAUUUCACUGUCACACAGAAUGCCUUAAUUAUAGUUUUGUAUGUGAUGGAUAUAAUGACUGUGGAGACCUAAGUGAUGAACAAAAUUGUGACUGUGAUCCCAUAAAGGAAUAUCGCUGUGGAGAUGGCCGAUGCAUUUCAAUGGCCUGGGUGUGUGAUGGUGACCAUGACUGUCUAGAUAAGUCAGAUGAAGUCAAUUGCUCAUGUUACAGUCAGGGUCUUCUGGAAUGUGGCGAUGGCCAGUGCAUCCCCAGCGCUUUCCGGUGUGAUGGUGAUGAGGACUGUAAAGAUGGAAGUGAUGAGGAAAACUGUAGCCACAGCCAGACCCCAUGUCUAGAAGGUGAUCAGAAAUGCAUCUACAAUUCCUGCUUUGAUGCAUGUGGUGGGAGUUCCCUUUGCGACUCUGACAGCAAUCAGACCAACUGCAGUCAAUGUGAACCAAUCACCCUGGAGCUUUGCCUCAACCUUCCCUAUAAUUAUACAAAUUUUCCAAACUACCUUGGCCACAGGACUCAGAAAGAAGCUUCUAUCAGCUGGGAGUCCUCCCUCUUCCCAGCCCUUGUUCAGACCAACUGUUACAAAUAUCUCAUGUUCUUCGCCUGCACUAUCUUGGUACCAAAGUGUGAUCCACAUACAAACCAGCACAUCCCACCCUGCAGGACACUCUGCGAGCAUUCCAAAGAACGUUGUGAGUCUGUGCUCGGGAUUGUGGGUCUUCAGUGGCCUGAAGACACAGAUUGCACUCAGUUUCCAGAGGAAAGUUCAGACAACCAAACCUGCCUAAUGCCUGAUGAAGAUGUAGAAGAAUGCUCCCCCAGUCAUUUUAAAUGCCGCUCAGGAAGGUGCAUUCUGGCGUCUAGAAGAUGUGACGGGCAGGCUGACUGUGAGGAUGACAGUGAUGAAGAACACUGCGGUUGCCAAGAGAGAGGUCUUUGGGAAUGUCCUGUCAGCAAACUGUGUAUCAAACAUGAAGUGAUUUGUGAUGGGUUUCCAGACUGUCCUGAUAAGAUGGAUGAAAAAAACUGCUCAUUUUGCCAAGAGGAUGAACUGGAGUGUGCCAAUCAUGAUUGUGUAUCCCGUGAUUUGUGGUGUGAUGGUGGCAUAGAUUGUUCAGACAGCUCUGAUGAAUGGGACUGUGUGACAUUAUCUAAUGAUGUGAACUCCUUUACAUUCCUGACUGUUCUUCGAUCUGCCACUGACCACCAAGUGUGUGCUGACAACUGGCAAGAGACCUUGAGUCAACUGGCCUGCAAGCAAAUGGGUUUAGGGGAGCCGUCAGUGACCAAAAUUAUACAAGAACAGAGACAUCCUUGGAAGUGGCUGACUCUGCGCUCAGACUGGCAGCAUAAAAAUGCAAGCACUCUCCAUGAACUUCUAGUAAAAGGGCACCCUUGUCAAAGCAGAAGUCGAAUUUCUCUCUUGUGUUCUGAACAAGACUGUGGCCGUCGUCCUGCAGCUCGUAUGUAUAAGAGGAUUCUGGGUGGCAGAACAAGUCGCCCUGGAAGGUGGCCAUGGCAAUGCUCCUUGCAGAGUGAUCCAAGUGGACACAUUUGUGGUUGUGUUCUCAUUGCCAAAAAAUGGGUUCUGACUGUUGCUCACUGUUUUGAGGGGAGAGAAAAUGCUGCUGUGUGGAAAGUGGUGCUUGGUAUAAACAAUCUGGAUCACCCAUCGAUCUUUAUGCAGACUCGUCUAGUGAAGACGAUUAUUUUACAUCCUCGAUACAACAGAGCAGUGGUUGACUAUGAUAUCAGCAUUGUGGAACUAAAUGAAGAUAUCAGUGAGACCAGUUAUGUCCGUCCAGUCUGUUUGCCCAGAUCAGAACAGGUGGUAGAGCCCGAUACUUAUUGUUACAUCACAGGCUGGGGACAUAUGGGCAACAAAAUGCCUUUUAAACUUCAAGAGGGAGAAGUCCGUAUUAUUUCUCUGGAACAGUGCCAGUCCUACUUUGAUAUGAAAACGAUUACCACCAGAAUGAUAUGUGCAGGUUAUGAGUCUGGCACUGUGGACUCCUGUAUGGGUGACAGUGGUGGGCCUCUUGUUUGCGAGCGUCCUGGAGGCCAGUGGACAUUGUUUGGCUUGACUUCAUGGGGCUCAGUCUGCUUUUCCAAAGUUCUGGGACCAGGUGUUUAUAGUAACGUUUCACAUUUUGUUGACUGGAUUGAACGGCAAAUAUACAUCCAUACCUUUCUGCUCAAUUGAUUAGCAAAGUAAAGAAGACUGCCUCUUCAACUUUUGUGGGAGACACUGAAGGAAGCACUUUCUACAGGAGGACAAUGUGACAGCGUGGCCCAGAUGAGUAA